GAGAAGGUUACGCGGUGACGUUGAACAUGACGCAGCGAAUAAAAGCUUUGUUGUACGUCAGCACGACCCUUUCCCUGCCUGUUCUACUGAAUUGGGCAGUGUCGACUUUCUGCUCGCUUUUCACUCAGAGCUAAUCUAAAGUCAUCCGUCAAAAUGGUGAACUUCACCAUAGACCAGAUCCGUGCCAUCAUGGACAAAAAGGAAAACAUCCGUAACAUGUCUGUGAUUGCGCACGUUGAUCAUGGGAAAUCAACUCUGACGGACUCACUGGUGUCCAAGGCCGGCAUCAUUGCCUCAGCUCGUGCCGGAGAAACACGCUUCACAGACACCAGGAAAGACGAGCAGGAACGUUGCAUUACCAUCAAGUCCACUGCCAUUUCUCUGUACUACGAACUUUCGGACAACGAUUUGGCCUUCAUCAAGCAGUCGAAGGAUGGCAACGGCUUCUUGAUCAACCUCAUUGACUCCCCUGGACAUGUGGACUUCUCUUCUGAAGUAACGGCUGCUCUCCGUGUCACUGACGGAGCCCUGGUUGUGGUGGACUGCGUGUCAGGUGUCUGUGUCCAGACUGAGACUGUGCUGCGUCAGGCCAUUUGUGAACGCAUCAGACCAGUACUGAUGAUGAACAAAAUGGACAGGGCACUCUUGGAGUUGCAGUUGGAGCCAGACGCACUCUACACAACCUUCCAGCGCAUUAUUGAGGACAUAAACGUCAUCAUUUGUACCUACGGAGAUGAAGAUGGACCAAUGGGCAAGGUUUCGAUUGACCCUAUUCUUGGCACAGUUGGUUUUGGCUCCGGUCUCCAUGGAUGGGCUUUUACUUUGAAGCAGUUUGCUGAAUUCUAUGUCAAGAAGUUUGCAGCAAAGGGAAAUGUGUCAACUACUCCAGCUGAAUACAGCAAAAAGGUUGAAGACAUGAUGAAGAAGAUGUGGGGUGACAGGUACUACGACCCAGAAACUGGCAAGUUCUCCAAGACUGCUAAAGGCAAAAGUGGCAAGGACUUGCCACGUACCUUUGUUGGGUUGGUUCUUGAUCCAAUCUUCAAGAUGUUCCAUGCCAUCAUGAACUUCCACCAAGACGAAGUAAAAAAAAUGUUGGAGAAGCUUGACAUCAAGUUGGAUAAUGAGGACAAGGAUAAAGAGGGGAAGCCCCUCCUGAAGGCUGUGAUGCGUCGCUGGCUGCCUGCUGGGGAGGCACUUCUUCAGAUGAUCACCAUCCAUCUGCCCUCUCCUGUCACUGCCCAGAAGUACAGAUGUGAUUUGCUUUACGAGGGACCUCCUGACGAUGAGGCUGCUGUUGGCAUCAAAAGCUGUGACCCCAAGGCCCCGUUGAUGAUGUACAUCUCCAAGAUGGUCCCCACCAGUGACAAGGGUCGUUUCUAUGCCUUCGGCCGCGUCUUCUCUGGUAUUGUCUCAACUGGAAUGAAGGUGCGCAUCAUGGGACCAAACUUUGUCCCUGGAAAGAAAGAAGACCUCUACCUGAAACCAAUCCAGAGAACAAUUUUGAUGAUGGGCCGUUACACUGAAGCCAUUGAAGAUGUGCCCUGUGGCAACAUUGUGGGUCUCGUUGGUGUUGACCAGUUCCUUGUCAAGACCGGAACCAUCACCACUUUUGAGCAGGCACACAACAUGAAGGUGAUGAAAUUCAGUGUGAGCCCCGUCGUGAGAAUUGCCGUGGAGGCGAAGAACCCCAGUGAACUUCCCAAGCUGGUGGAGGGCCUCAAGCGUUUGGCCAAAUCCGAUCCCAUGGUGCAGUGCAUCAUUGAGGAGUCUGGAGAACACAUUGUGGCUGGAGCUGGAGAGCUGCAUCUGGAAAUCUGCCUGAAGGAUCUGGAAGAGGAUCAUGCUUGCAUUCCAAUUAAGAAAUCUGAUCCAGUUGUGUCCUACAGAGAGACUGUGUCUGAAUACUCAAACGUCAUGUGCCUGUCAAAGUCACCCAACAAGCACAACCGUCUGUUUAUGAAAGCACGUCCAUUUGAGGAUGGGCUGGCAGAGGAUAUUGAUAAAGGUGAGGUGUCAUCUCGCCAGGAGCUCAAAGCACGUGCCCGCUACCUUGCUGAGAAGUACGAGUGGGAUGUCGGAGAGGCCAGGAAGAUCUGGUGCUUUGGUCCUGAUGGUACUGGCCCCAACAUUCUGGUGGACGUUACCAAGGGUGUGCAGUACCUGAAUGAGAUUAAGGACAGUGUUGUGGCUGGAUUCCAGUGGGCUUCCAAGGAGGGUGUCCUGUGUGAGGAGAACAUGCGAGGCAUUCGCUUCGAAAUCCAUGACGUGACUUUGCAUACAGAUGCCAUUCAUCGUGGUGGUGGUCAGAUCAUUCCCACAGCUCGCAGAGCUCUCUAUGCUUGCCAGCUUACAGCUCAACCCAGAUUGUUGGAGCCGGUCUAUCUUGUGGAGAUUCAGUGUCCUGAAGCCGCAAUUGGUGGAAUCUAUGGUGUCCUGAACAGGAGGCGUGGCCAUGUAUUCGAGGAGUUCAAGGUUGCAGGAACCCCAAUGUAUGUUGUCAAAGCCUACCUGCCUGUAAUGGAGUCCUUCGGCUUCACUGCAGAUCUUCGUUCCAACACUGGAGGCCAGGCUUUCCCACAGUGCGUGUUCGACCAUUGGCAGAUUCUGCCAGGAGAUCCCAAGGAAGAGACAACCAAACCUGGUCAGGUUGUUGUUGCCACCCGCAAACGUAAGGGUCUCAAGGAGGGCAUCCCUGCAUUGGAUAACUACCUGGACAAAUUAUAAACUGUUGGCUUUCAUGCUCUUACGUAAUAUACUAAGUUACCUUUGUAAAGGUUGCCAAAUAUGACAAAUGAAGAAUAAACAAAAAAAAUUGUAAACAAAUAAAAUUGAUUUAAAAACUA
Synchiropus splendidus (mandarinfish) is the source of this 2846-nucleotide messenger RNA. Its product is annotated as elongation factor 2. Gene Ontology annotation, cellular component: ribonucleoprotein complex; cytosol. The coding region runs from base 154 to 2727 and encodes 857 amino acids. Gene Ontology annotation, biological process: translational elongation. Gene Ontology annotation, molecular function: ribosome binding; GTPase activity; translation elongation factor activity. Lineage: Eukaryota; Metazoa; Chordata; Actinopteri; Syngnathiformes; Callionymidae. The record is from RefSeq and is a predicted model, not a curated record. The transcript has 13 exons.